Molecule: messenger RNA, 2407 nt
Organism: Pimephales promelas (fathead minnow)
Lineage: Eukaryota; Metazoa; Chordata; Actinopteri; Cypriniformes; Leuciscidae
Gene: tasp1
Product: taspase, threonine aspartase, 1
Biological process (GO): protein maturation
Cellular component (GO): cytoplasm
Molecular function (GO): threonine-type endopeptidase activity
Source: RefSeq, a predicted model, not a curated record
AAGUAUUUUGGUGUGACGAGAGCACAUGCGCCGCUCAUCAUCACAGCACAUCACAAUCAUGCAGCAGACAGACAUACUACACUCAUAAUUUAGUGCAAUCGGUUUGUGUAUGUUGUUAUCAGCAGAGACGCUGAACAAUGCGUAUGCCUGUGGCGCUGUUUUGCCUUCAUGCACCUGAAGUCUUCAUGCGAGACUUGAAGAAUUGAAUUGGAAUUCUGAGUGAAUGAUGAGUCAAAAUGCAAGCUCUAUUAAUUACGGGUCAUGGAAAAACUAGAAAACUCGACAGAUUGUAAGGAGACUGUGUCUCCACUAAACAAUUCAGGGUCUGUACUGAACAGCACCGUCUGCCGUCAUGAAGCUAUGGGCUUUGUGCUGGUGCAUGCAGGGGCAGGGUAUCAUUCAGAAUCCAAAGCCAAGGAAUACAAACAUGUGUGCAAGAGAGCUUGCCAGAGAGCUGUGGACAGGCUCAGAGCUGGAGGACUGGCACUGGAGGCAGUGACAGCAGCUCUAAUAGAGCUAGAGGACUCCCCGUUCACCAAUGCGGGUACAGGUUCAAACCUGAAUCUGUCGGGUGAGAUUGAGUGUGAUGCCAGCAUCAUGGAUGGGAAGUCCUUAAACUAUGGAGCUGUUGGAGCCUUGAGUGGAAUCAAGAACCCAGUGCUGGUAGCCAGAAGAUUAUUAAGUGAAACUCAGAAGGGGAAGCUAUCAGCUGGCAGGAUCCCUCCCUGUUUCUUAGUGGGCAAAGGAGCAGAACAGUGGGCCAUCAGCCAUGGGAUCCCAGCAUGCCCUACAGAGAAGAUGACCACCAAGUUCAGUUUGUCAGGCUACAAGAGGAACAAGAGGAAGAUGGAGCUGGCAGAGCAGGUCGAGACAAAGAGGAGAAGACAGUUGUGUGGACACGAGAACGAUUUAGGCUGCUUGGAGCCAGUAGGAGACAUCAUGGUGGAGGGUGAGGAGAAUAACUCAGCCUGUCUGGAUACAGUCGGUGCGGUCGUAGUGGAUCGGGAUGGGAAUGUGGCAGCUGCAGUAUCCAGUGGAGGUCUGGCCAUGAAACACCCGGGUCGGGUUGGACAGGCUGCUCACUAUGGGUGUGGCUGCUGGGCUGAAAACGCUCGAGACGUCAGCCUUUACUCUACAGCUGUGAGUACCUCAGGGUCUGGGGAGCACCUGAUUCGCACCAUGUUGGCCAGAGAGUGCUCUACCUCCAUGCAGACUGAAAACGCACACCAGGCCCUACUGGAGGCUAUGCAAAAUAAAUUCAUCAGUUCGCCGUUCCUGGCUGGCGAGGACUGUGUUCUGGGUGGGGUGAUUGUUCUGAGGUGCUGCACAUGUGGAGAAGCCCAACGAUCUGAAGACAUCCAGGCUCUGCUGGUGGAGUUUCUAUGGAGCCAUACUACAGAGAGCAUGUGUGUGGGAUACAUGUCUGCCCAGGACAGUAAACCCAGGACUCACAUAUCCAGACUUCCUCCUGGGGCGGUGGCCGGACAGUCGCUGGCAAUCGAAGGUGGAGUCUGUCGACUUGGCACCGUGAGUGACUGAAGCGGUGUGAAAUCAUCCUCUAUUUCUGCAGCAUAAGCAAGAGCUUGAUGUUGUGUCAUCGUAGGACACCAUUAUAAAGGGACAAAAAGGUUGCAAUAUAUCUUUUCUUCCAUCUUUUCUUUAUUGCACAGAUAUAAAAACAUUUAUUCACAAUUUCCUUUUCUAAAACAUACCGUGCUACUUUUGCGUUCCAUUCAUGGGCAUAGCAUAGACAGUGUCAUCUGUGUCACUUGAGAUGGGGGGACGGGGACAGGGUUAGCAGGGUAAUUUGCCUAAGGCGUCUGCUAAGAAAAGGACAUGCCAAGUGCACUUCAGGACUAGUGCACUGCUCUGGUUUUAGUGGGCUUCCAAGGAACUCAGCCUCUAAUAUGUGCUGGACAAGACUUGAUGCUCCAUUUCUAUUCCUCUCUUAAACAAUAUGCACCGUCCUUUUCGUUGUAAAUAAGCUAAGGGUUGUUGAAACAGGGUGGCCAUUAAUGUAAACGGCUUACUUGAUGUUUGAUAUUACUUUUACUAUUAUGUUUUAUAUAUAGAUAAGGUGCUUGUUUUGUGCAAAAGUUCAGUUUAGUAAUUCAUAUUAUAGGUCUUAACAUUUUCGGUCUGAGUGGAGAUAUUUGACGUGUGCUUGAUGUGAGUCUGGUUAAGUCGCAAAUGCGUAGACAGAGUGGAAUGCAGGAUAAAAUCCUUUUUGAAAUUUGCAAAAAUUGCCUUUUCGUUUGACUUUAUUAAAGCUAGGAAUAGCAGUUUAGAAUAAAAUUUGCCGUUUACUUGCUCUCGUGUCAUUCUAAACCUGUACAGUUUACUUUCUUAAGCAGAACACAAGAGGAUCCUCGUCAUUGUAUAUAUAUAUAUAUAUAUAUAUAUAUAU